AAAAUGCUGGUACGUUAUCGUUUAACCAAUGAAAAAGCGUCUUUCAGUUUGGUUAACUGUAGCAGGUUAAGUUCAGCUGUUGCAUGUUCUCUGUCGCAGUGCUCAAAAUAAGCCAAAUAUUGAAGCAGAAAUAACUGAAAUAAACUUCUAAAAUGAAAACUCACAUUGUCCUAUACGUUACUGCAUUACUUGUCAUCAUUAGACUUGAGGUGACAUCCGCAGAUUGUAAUGGCCGUGCGGCUCGGUGUCUUGACGAAAUUGAAGAAAUUUCGUUAAGACGAAAUCUCGGACAAAAUUCUGAAUAUUGCUGGGCUAGUUUGAGCUACGUCGCCUGCUUGACACCGCGAACGACCUGCCAAUUUACAACAGACUAUGUCAAUCAGGAAAUUGCCAGAUUAAACGCUGAACUCAGCCAGAACAAGGCUGGGUGCUAUAUUACCGAAUCAAGGGCCUUAGUAACAAGAAGCACAAAUGGAGCUUCACUAGCCGGCCCUUCUGACACAACACUUGCGAUUUUUGUCCUAUUUCUCUAUACACUUGUUCAUAUGCUUUUGUUAAAAUAAAGCAUAUUAAUCUAAAUAACGUUUCUUUAAGAAGUUCGUUAAGAAUUCGUUAAGAAAUAUUUUAAUGCAUAUCUUUUCUUUUCGUUUUGUUCAAGGCUUAUUAUUAAAUUGUGUUUCGUGUUUGUUUUAUUAAGACAUUUGUUUUGACAUCAACUUGUACUGUUCAACAUUGUUCGAUUCACGUGACAAAAAAAAAUCACAUUACCU
Messenger RNA from Physella acuta, 770 nucleotides. RefSeq lists its product as uncharacterized. Lineage: Eukaryota; Metazoa; Mollusca; Gastropoda; Physidae. The record is from RefSeq and is a predicted model, not a curated record.